Messenger RNA from Salvelinus namaycush (lake trout), 2245 nucleotides. RefSeq names its product flavin-containing monooxygenase 5-like. The record is from RefSeq and is a predicted model, not a curated record. The transcript is spliced from 10 exons. Gene Ontology annotation, molecular function: flavin adenine dinucleotide binding; NADP binding; N,N-dimethylaniline monooxygenase activity. Lineage: Eukaryota; Metazoa; Chordata; Actinopteri; Salmoniformes; Salmonidae. Bases 157 to 1854 code for a protein of 565 amino acids.
UCUUUGUGGAUUUCUACAUUUGCUUGGGGUUAUUUAUUUUUGUCUAAAAUGUCCUGGCACUUGGUAAAGUUCAUGACGCCGUUGACCUUAAGGACCCCAGGAUCAGUGGAAGCAAAAUAACAACAUAACAUCAAGGAUCCACCGUCAUAUCUUACGAUGAGUUCCAUCAUGGUGCGUACAGUAGCAGUGAUCGGGGCGGGUCCCUCAGGUCUGACCAGCAUCAAGAGCUGUCUGGAUGAGGGUCUGGAGCCCACCUGCUUCGAGAGCAGUGAAGACAUCGGGGGACUGUGGAGGUUCAAGGAGCGUCCAGACCCAGGAAGGGCCAACAUCUACGAGUCUGUCAUCAUCAACAGCUCCAAGGAGAUGAUGUCAUACAGCGAUUUCCCUCCUCCUGCUCACCUGCCCAACAACAUGCACCACUCCCAGCUGCUGAGCUACCUACGACUUUAUGCUCAGACCUUUGACCUCUUCAAGCACAUCUACUUCCAGACCACUGUGGUGAGUGUGCGUCAGAGGCCAGACUUCCCAGUGUCAGGCCAGUGGGAGGUGGAGACAGAGAGGAGAGAAGGUCAGAAGGAGACUCAGGUCUUUGAUGCUGUGAUGGUCUGCACCGGUCACUUUACACAACCACACUUGCCUCUCAAUGACUUCCCAGGUAUAGAGGAGUUUGAGGGCAGGUACUUUCAUAGUUGGGAAUACCGCAGUGCUGAGGGGUUGCAGGGGAAGAGGGUGGUGGUAGUUGGGAUUGGGAAUUCUGGAGGUGACAUCGCUGUGGAUGCAAGCAGAGUAGCAGAGCAGGUGUACCUCAGCACGCGGAAAGGGGCGUGGGUGGUCAGCAGGGUGGGGGCGGGGGGACUGCCAGGUGACCUGGUGGGCACUUCAAGAUUGAACAGGCUAGUGCAGAAACUCUUCCCCUCCUGGAUUACCAGGAUGAUGGAGAAGAAACUGAACAGAACCUUCGACCACAGACUGUACGGCCUACAGCCAAAACACAGGUUCUUUGCCCAGAUCCCGGUGGUGAAUGAUGAUCUACCUGGCCGAAUCAUCUCUGGUCGUGUUCUGGUCAAACCUAACAUCAGGGAGAUCAAAGGCUCCAGUGUGGUGUUUGAGGACGGGAGCGUCGUGGAAAAGGUGGAUGUUGUGGUGUUUGCCACCGGUUACAACUAUGACUUUCCUUUCCUGCCUUCGGGUCUGCUGGCUAAUGGUGGUCACCGCCUGUGUCUGUACCGUCAUGUGUUCCCCCCGGGGCUGGCUCGGCCCAGUCUGGCUGUAGUGGGCUUCAUCUGUAACCUGGGAGCCAUCAACCCUCUGGCUGAGAUGCAGGCCCGCUGGGCCACCCAGGUCUUUAAAGGGUUACUAACACUGCCCUCAGAAGAAGCCAUGCUUCAGGACGUAAAGAGAGACACCAGCACCUUGCAAAACAGGUUUGCCUGUUUGGAGCGUCACCCUCUCCAGGUGGACCAUAUCCCCUACAUGGACUCCAUGGCAGAGGAGUUGGGGGUUCGUCCUAAUCUCCUAGGGCUGCUGUUGAGGGAGCCUGGUGUGGGGCUGUGUGUGCUGCUGGGGCCCUGCACCCCGUACCAGUACCGUCUGAGAGGGCCAGGACAGUGGGACGGAGCCCGACAGGCCAUCCUCACCCAGUGGGAGCGUGUAGCCCAGCCCUUCAGGACCAGGAUGCCCCCACAACCAGAGAGCAGAACCAGAGCCUCCUCUAGUCUGAUACUGAUACUGACUCUGUCUGGCACUGUUCUCCUACUAACAACCUUCUAUACCAGACACAGUGUCUCAUCACUCCCCACAGGCCUCCUCUAUAAGAUGUACAGUCUACCUGAGAUCAUAUGGGGGUGGAAAUGAACACUAUGGGCCUAUUGCAUCCACUGUUGGCCACCAUCGCCUGCACAGCUGAUCUUAAUUGCUUCCAAAAUGUACUGUUCUCUAAAAGCCGAGCUACAUGUGACGUCACUGUAACUUAGCCUUGCUUUAUCCAAACAUUUUCCAAGACAUGUUCGCACUCUACAGGCUAUUUAUUAUCUUCGGUAGAAAUAAAACCUAGUAACCGAGCAGACUAAGGGGUGAUUGAACUAUUUCACAAUCAUUCAGUGCAACUAAAAUAAAGCAAUUUCUUGUUUAAGACAGAAAUGAUACUGUGGCAAUAUCAGGGUCCUGGGGCCCCCCUGGGUGCAUGUUUUAAUUUUUGUCCUAGCACUACACAGCUGAUUCAAAUAAUCAAAGCUUGAUGAUGAGU